AUGACAUCCUUUUUUUUUAUACUUUGUUCUAUAUUAAUUAUCUCAUGUUAUGCUGGCAUUUUACCAACAGGAACACAAAAUGAUCACAAAUCUCGUGUACUUGAUUUACCGCUAAGUCAACAAGAACAUUUUGCUGAUACAAAUAAAGAUGAAAAAGUUGAACAUAAUACUGAAUAUGAUCAUGAAGCAUUUUUAGGUGCUGAAGAAGCAAAAAAAUUUGAUAAAUUAUCAGUUGAAGAAAGUAAAAAACGUCUUGGUACUUUAUUUGAUCGAAUUGAUAAAGAUCAUAAUAGUACAAUAACAAAACAAGAAUUAAAAGAUUGGAUAAAAUCUGUUCAAACACGUUAUAUCACUGGUGAUGUUGAACGACAAUGGUUACAAAUGAAUAAUGAUUCAAAUCAAGAAAUUUCAUGGAAUGAAUAUGAUAAAGUAACAUAUUAUGCUUUAUAUGAUAAUGUUCCUGAAGUAAAACAAGUGACAGAUCAAUAUCUUCGAUUACAAAAGAAAGAUCGACGAAGAUUUCUGAAAGCUGAUGAAGAUGGUAAUGGAAGUUUGAAUAAACGUGAAUUUAUUGAUUUUAUUCAUCCUGAACAAAGUUUUCGAAUGAAAGAUCUUGUUAUAACAGAAACAAUUGAAGAUAUUGAUAAAAAUAAUGAUGGAUUUAUUUCACUUGAAGAAUUUAUAACUGAUAUGUGGGAUAGUAAUGAAAAUAAUCAUACAACUGAACCAGAUUGGGUUGAUGUUGAAAGAAAAAAUUUUCGUAAUUAUCGUGAUCUUGAUCAUGAUGGAAAAAUGAGUCGAAAAGAAGUUGAAUUAUGGUUAAUGCCAACUGAUUAUGAUAAUAUACAAGCUGAAACUGAACAUUUAUUUCAUGAAGCUGAUAAAAAUCAAGAUGAUCAAUUAACUAAAGAAGAAAUACUUGAUAAACAUGAUGUUUUUGUUGGAAGUCAAGCAACUGAUUGGGGUGCUGAAUUAACAGUUCAUAAUGAUCUCUAA
Molecule: messenger RNA, 996 nt
Organism: Adineta steineri
Lineage: Eukaryota; Metazoa; Rotifera; Eurotatoria; Adinetida; Adinetidae
Source: the annotation of a GenBank genome assembly